This is a messenger RNA of Aphanomyces astaci, 1065 nucleotides long. RefSeq lists its product as hypothetical. The transcript has 4 exons. Lineage: Eukaryota; Oomycota; Saprolegniomycetes; Saprolegniales; Verrucalvaceae. Gene Ontology annotation, molecular function: nucleic acid binding. Bases 1 to 1065 code for a protein of 354 amino acids. The record is from RefSeq and is a predicted model, not a curated record.
AUGGUCCAGCACUUGUUGACCAAGUGUACCCCUAGCGGCAAGCUUGGCAUGCGUGCAGCUGACACGGUGGCCGAGAUGUUCGGCUGCACCCCAACGACUGUUCGACGGAUCUGGAAGCGUGCCUCUGUCGACUUGUCGGGCAACAAGACGAUCAGCCAUUCAGUCGGGCAGCAGAUGAUGGGCAAGAACCGACGCAAGCAGGUCUACACUGACCUUCCGCAGCGCAUCCAAACCAUUCCCCAGUCCCGACGAUACUGCUUUCGCGUGAAGGCAUCGCUGACCGAUUUCAACAAAGUGUGCCGCCUCAACUGGGCCCUCGAUCAAGUUCGCGACAUCAACGGCGAGAAGUUCAUCGACGCCAUGUACGACACGGUCCAUGUGGACGAGAAGUGGUUCUUCAUGACAAGACUGCAAAGGAAAGGAAGGUCAUUGGUGCCCCUGGCGAGAAGAUCUAGCAGCGAACAUAUUCAGCAAGACAACCUUCGACCCCAUAUACCUCCAAGUGAUGUGGACAUCGUUGCUGCGUGCAAGGCGGAGGGGUGGGACGUGCAAGUCGUCUUCCAACCGCCCAACUCACCCGACCUGAAUGUACUCGACCUGGGUUUCUUUCGGGCCAUUCAGACGCUGCAAGUUGAGAAGCAUUCGAUCAGUUUGGAGGAGAGUGCUGCGGCAACCGAGGAGGCGUGGACUCGUGUCAGUCCGCUCACUGUGAACAAGAACUUUCUUACCUUGCAGAGGUGCCUCGAUAAGGUCAUGCUCUGCAAUGAGAAGCACAUGACGAAACAUCUUCAAACUCCUCGCAGACAGCAGAACCAUCGUGCUCGAAUCGGAAGCGACUUGGAAGCGCUACGUCGCGAAUGUUCGGAGCUUGCCGCUCAGUAUGCCCACUUGUCCAUCCAUGCAAAGCAGGCUCGUGAGAUGCAAUCGACUGUUACUGCGCAUCUAAGCUGGAAAGAAAUUGCACUGGCUUUGCAUGACGGCGCUAUCGCCGCGAUCGAAUUGCGCGAGGAGCUGCGGACAGCCCACGACGAAAUACAAGCCAUGGCGAGUGCUCUCUAUCGAUGA